AUGCGGUUGCAGAAAAAUGCAAACGAGCUGUUUUUCGCCAUGGUAAACCAGUUAGGCAAAUUAGGGGGUGGAAAUGGUCUUGUGCCGAGUGGUGGCACACUAUCCCACACGCAUGGUCCGGGCAACGAACCCCGGAUCGGCACUUACCAAGGCUGACAAAACCACCUUUUCUUACGGAAAUUGCCAUGGUGUAACAUUUACCGGAGUCAUCGUACCGCAUGA
Haemonchus placei is the source of this 222-nucleotide messenger RNA. Lineage: Eukaryota; Metazoa; Nematoda; Chromadorea; Rhabditida; Trichostrongylidae. The record is from the annotation of a GenBank genome assembly.